Molecule: messenger RNA, 618 nt
Organism: Aspergillus luchuensis
Lineage: Eukaryota; Fungi; Ascomycota; Eurotiomycetes; Eurotiales; Aspergillaceae
Exons: 2
Coding region: 1-618 (205 amino acids)
Biological process (GO): maturation of 5.8S rRNA from tricistronic rRNA transcript (SSU-rRNA, 5.8S rRNA, LSU-rRNA); nuclear-transcribed mRNA catabolic process, RNase MRP-dependent
Cellular component (GO): ribonuclease MRP complex
Molecular function (GO): rRNA primary transcript binding
Source: RefSeq, a predicted model, not a curated record
AUGAAUAUUGAUGUGGAUAGAAUUUAUGCGGUGCAUUCUAUACUUCAUUUGAUCUUUCAUCGAAAUAAAAAUCAACAUCGAGGGACUAAGUGGUGGAAAUGGUUGGCGAUCCUGAAACGAGUUACCUUGAAGUUCGCCAGAUCUCUCGACAGUCGGCAGCCAUUUGGCAGUGAUGAGUCUCCUGCUGAUCAACAUAGACAUCAUUUGGUGACAUAUCUUAUGCCGAAGUGCUAUCAAGCAUUCUCCGCAGUUGUUGCCGAUGGACAGUUUUCUACUCUGGGGACAGUUUUGAUUGCCACCCUUGCCCGUUUGGCAAAAGCCACAGGGAUCGAUAAGGAUCUGAGAUUGUCAUCACAAACAGAAAAGGCUUCUACUGGCCCCAUCUAUGGCACCGAUGCGCAACGAAGAGAGGAUAUGGGAGUCAUCCUCUGCCGCCCUGAAGGCUCUUCAACACCAACGCUGCUAUCUGAGACUCAAGUUCCGGAGAUUUCACCUCGAGCCCAUGAUGAGGUGUCUCUAAAGGCUCCAGAAAGCACCGUAGGCUCAAAAAAGAAAAGCAUGCGGAAGAAGAAGCGGAAAAAGGAUGCCAUCGAUGAUCUAUUUGAUAGCCUUCUAUAG